Saimiri boliviensis boliviensis (Bolivian squirrel monkey) is the source of this 1285-nucleotide messenger RNA. RefSeq names its product peptidylprolyl isomerase E (gene PPIE). Gene Ontology annotation, biological process: protein peptidyl-prolyl isomerization; protein folding. The record is from RefSeq and is a predicted model, not a curated record. Gene Ontology annotation, cellular component: mitochondrion; cytoplasm. Lineage: Eukaryota; Metazoa; Chordata; Mammalia; Primates; Cebidae. Gene Ontology annotation, molecular function: cyclosporin A binding; peptidyl-prolyl cis-trans isomerase activity; RNA binding.
GGCUUCCGGCGGAAAAGCGCGCGAGCAAGAUGGCUACUACCAAGCGCGUUUUGUACGUGGGUGGACUGGCAGAGGAGGUGGAUGACAAAGUUCUUCAUGCUGCAUUCAUUCCUUUUGGAGACAUCACAGAUAUUCAGAUUCCUCUGGAUUAUGAAACAGAAAAGCACCGAGGAUUUGCUUUUGUUGAAUUCGAGUUGGCAGAGGAUGCUGCAGCAGCUAUCGACAACAUGAAUGAAUCUGAGCUUUUUGGACGUACAAUACGUGUCAAUUUGGCCAAACCAAUGAGAAUUAAGGAAGGCUCUUCCAGGCCAGUUUGGUCAGAUGAUGACUGGUUGAAGAAGUUUUCUGGGAAGACACUUGAAGAGAAUAAAGAGGAAGAAGGGUCAGAGCCUCCCAAAGCAGAGACCCAGGAGGGAGAGCCUGCUGCUAAAAAGGCUCGGUCAAAUCCUCAGGUGUACAUGGACAUCAAGAUUGGGAACAAGCCGGCCGGCCGAAUCCAGAUGCUCCUGCGUUCCGACGUUGUGCCUAUGACUGCAGAGAAUUUCCGCUGCCUGUGCACCCACGAAAAGGGCUUUGGCUUUAAGGGAAGCAGCUUCCACCGUAUCAUCCCCCAGUUCAUGUGCCAGGGUGGUGAUUUCACAAACCACAAUGGUACUGGAGGCAAGUCCAUCUAUGGGAAGAAAUUCGAUGAUGAAAACUUUAUCCUCAAGCACACGGGACCAGGUCUACUCUCCAUGGCCAACUCUGGCCCAAACACCAAUGGCUCCCAGUUCUUCCUGACAUGUGACAAGACAGACUGGCUGGAUGGCAAGCAUGUGGUGUUUGGAGAGAUCACUGAAGGCCUGGAUGUCUUGCGACAAAUUGAGGCCCAGGGCAGCAAGGACGGGAAGCCAAAGCAGAAGGUGAUCAUUGCUGACUGUGGGGAGUACGUGUGAGGUGACAUUCUCUCUGCUUCCCACUCCGUUCUUGCCCCUGCACAUCCAGGAAGGAGCUGGCAGCCUCAGAGGAGGCAGCACUGAGGGUGCUUGUUUGAAGCAAGCAGCAUUUGUGGUGUGAGCACUUCCUCAGGCCCGCUUGGAGCAGCUCCUCUGCGGGCACAGCCUGGACUAGUCCCAAGCACGGCUGUGGGCCCAGGAGCCAGCACAGGUGCACCCCUCCACCAUGGGCAGGCUAUGCAAAAGGCCACUGACUUUUCUCAGCAUUUGCUGCUGAGCCUGUCCUGGGCCUACCAAUGUGGCUCUUUAGUGUUUUCUUUGCUAAAAUAAACCCUAGUUCUUAUACUGCU